This is a messenger RNA of Jatropha curcas, 3456 nucleotides long. The record is from RefSeq and is a predicted model, not a curated record. NCBI's taxonomy places the organism in Eukaryota, Viridiplantae, Streptophyta, Magnoliopsida, Malpighiales, Euphorbiaceae.
AAAAAAACAUUUUGUUACACAACACACACAAGACACUUCCUCUCUAAUCCCUUCCUCUUCUUCUUCUUCUUCUUCUUGGCCCAAUCACGUAGCUUUCGCUUCUCCCUCUCUCGAAGUUUUCUCGUACAGUUCAGGCGCAGAGCCUCCUCUUUCUCUAUAUAGAAAACUUGCGUUUUUGGUUUCAUCUCUCUCUACUUCUGCGGUUUGUUUUUCCGGCUUAUUGAUUCGGUGAAUCGCCACUGUAUGGGCGUUGAUGGCUCCAUGCGUUAAUAUCGGUACAAAUUGAGGAUCUCUUCUUGUUAAUUAGUCUGUUCUAGUCUAAUUCAACUGUUGAGGUUUAGUUGACUCCAAAUUCUUUUGAUAUAAUAGACUUGUUCUUAGUUGGAACCUCAGUUUUUUCUUUCUGUAGUUGUUUUGUUUUUUUGUAUACAACUUUUUAGGGUUUGGUUUUCUGGGUUGGGUAGGGAUUUUCCAUGUUUACCUCGUUUUACUCGUCUUUAUUCACGGGGUAGUCUUGUAAUUUCAUGGGACUGGGGCGGAUUGUCUUGUUGGUAUAGAGAUGGGGCCUUCGUAAUCGUAGCAUAAGAAGCUCUUUUAUCUCUUUAGGAAAACUGAAAAGAAGUUAUAACUGCUUUCUAUCAGAAGUAAUUUUAAAUAGAAAUUGAUUUUGUGGUGAUAAGUUACAUUUGAAUUUAUUGAUUAAUUGUUUGAUUGGUGAAAUUGUUUUUGAGUCAAAAGUUUGGAUGACUUAAAGUACAUAGUGCACAAAGGGAAACAUACACAACUCUAAUUGCAGUGUAUAUAGCAGUUUUGAAGAAUUGGGUUUGGAAAUUUUUGUUAAUGGAAAUAAUAAAGUGAUUAUAGAAGUUCAGUGAGACAAAAUUGAAGGUAUAUUGGUUUGACGAUAUUUUGGUUCUACAUUUGUGGUUGGAUACUUCACUUAAGACUGCUUUGAAGUGAGGAUUUGGUGACGAAAGUGAAUGGAAGUGAUAUUCAGUUGGUCAUUUGAUCCUUAUUGUGGGUGGAUUGAGUAGCUUAACACGAUCAAGAAAUUGGUUUUUUUUAUUUUUUUUAUAUGAUCAUGUUUAGAUACUGUUAUGGAUAGAAGUGAGCCUGCACUAGUACCAGAAUGGUUGAAAAGCGGUGGAAAUGUUCCUAACGGUGGUAACCCUAGUCAUUUUUCUGCAUCAGCAUCACUGCCCUUUGGAAGCUUACCUAGGUCUCAUAUUGGAGGAAUAGUUGAACAGAUGCAAUGGCCAAUGCCAGUGACCUAUUGGAAUAAUUAUUAUCAUCCUGUAUCAAAGCACUCGCAGAAUAAGUCAUCUCUGAGUGGCAUUGAUCAUGAUACACGGCGUUUAUCAAUUUUGGAAAGAACGACAUCUGCCUAUUUUCGUCAGGGUUCUAGUAGCAAUGGUUCUGUUCAUUUGCGAUCUACGAGUAGUUUAGGCAGAAGUCAUCGUGAUAGGGAUUGGGAAGAUGUAAGUGGUUACUGUGAUAAGGAAAAAUUGGUUUCAGAUGACAAUAGACACCAUGAGCAUUUGGAUCCUUCAGGCAACAUUUUCCCAAGUAAACUUGACAAAGAUAAGUUACGCCUCUCACAGUCAAUAAUAACAGGGAAACAAGAUGAUACCUGGUCUAAGAAAGUAGCUGGUGACUUGAUUAACCCCCAAAAAAAUAAACACAGCAAUAGCAAUGGCAGUGGCAUACUUGCUAGGGUUGGUGUUGGUGCUGUAAAUGAUACUGCAUUUGAACAGGACUUCCCAUCACUAGGAGCUGAAGAAAGACAAGUUGGUAUAGGAAGGGUACCUUCUCCUGGCUUAAGUACAGCAAUUCAAACUGGCACAUCGGCUAUUGGUGGUAGUGAGAACUGGAAGUCAGCACUAGCAGAGGUGCCAGUGGUUAUGGGAAACAGCAAUUUGGGUCUUGUAUCAGCCCAGCAAGCUGUUCCUGCAACCACAGCUACUGUGGUUCCAAAUGUUACUAUGGGACUGAAGAUGGCUGAAGCAUUAGCUCAGGGCCCUCCUCGUGCUCGUACACCACCACAGUCUACUGCCGGGAUACAAAGGUCUGAAGAGCUGGCUAUACGGCAGUCCAAAUUGAUUCCUAUGACUCCUUCCACACCUAAAACACUGGUGGUCAGCCCUUCAGAGAAAACGAAAUCCAAGAUUGGCUCAGUCCAAUUUGGCAAUCAUUCUCGUGGUGCUGCAAGAUCUGAUGCUGCAAAAGUAUCCAAUGAAAGCAGGCUUCAGGUCCUCAAACCAUCACGAGAAUUGAAUGGCAUCUCUUCAGCUGUGAAAGAUAUCUCAAAUCCUAAUGGAAGCAAGGGGCAGAAUAAUUCACUUGGAAUCGCUCCAUUGGCUAUUGGAUCUGUUCCCUUGAGGAGCUCAGGCAACAGUCCAAACCAUGCCAGUGCUGAGUGCCAUUCUUUUGCUUUCCGGCGGCCAACCAUGGAGAAGAGACCAACAUUGCAAGUUCAGAGCAGGAAUGAUUUUUUUAAUCAUCUAAAGAAGAAAUCGUCUAUACAUUCUACUUCUGUGGCCUCAGAGUCCAGUCCUAUUUUAUCUUCAUCCAUCUCAGAGAUGUCUGGGGAAUCGGCCAAAGUUGUUACUGCUCCAGUUUCAGAUCAAGGUGGAGAUUCCUCUUCAUCUGUGGCUAGCUUGUCCUGUGACGAUAGUGGUAAAAUGGUUUACAAUGGAGAUACUUGCUCUGGGCCUCUUCAGUUUGACAAAGGAGAGAAGGAUUCAUGUUCUGAUGUGAUUCCUAACCCAGACGAGGAAGAGGCUGCUUUCUUACGUUCACUUGGUUGGGAUGAAAAUGCUGGAGAAGAUGAAGGCCUUACUGAGGAGGAGAUCAGAGCUUUCUAUGAGGAGUACACGAAAUUAAGGCCUUCAUUGAAACUUCAUGGAAACCGACCGGCAAUGACACUUGACUCUCACAAUAGUACUUGCAGUUUUGCUUCAUCUGCACUUAGUUCAUCUGAUACAGAUUCGGAUUCUUGACUCCCCAGAUGUCCCAACUGACUUGGAAGUUUGAAUUGAUUGCUGGUUGUGAUUUCUUUUGUUCUCUUUGUUUGAUAACAAUUGGGUGUUAAAAGGGAGAAGGUAGGGAAAUAGGAUGAUGCAUUACAAUAUGGAAUGAACUAUUAUUCGAGUAGGCUGAAGAUAAAUGAUGUGGUCGCUCUGCGUUUUUUAGCUUAGAUUUCCUUGAGGUGUAAAGGCUGAGAAGAGAAAGGUAAGGAAUAGCGUUGUCUGCUGGAAAAAUAGGGCAUAAGAAAUUUGGGUCUCUGUGGGGAAUAAUUCAACAAUAGAUUUGUUUUGUCAAUUGAGAAAGAAAAGGAAGCAAGAAAUUACUAGUUCUUAUUGGUUUUCUCAGCUGUUUCAAUUUUUAUUUUAUUUUUUUUUUGGAUUUAUAUUUCAUGGUUAUAUAUGGAAAAAUAGGCAAUUAUUACUAGAUAAA